CAGUUCGUGACCUCAUCCGAGAGUACCACGACGUUUUCCUACCGUCGUUCUCGUACGCCGGCAUCCCACCGAUGCGUGACGUCGAGCACUCCAUUCAGCUUGUGCCUGACUAUCGUGUUCACCACCAGGCACUCUACAGACUCUCGAUCCCCGAGGCCACCGAACUCAAGCGUCAGCUUGAGGAGUUCCUGAGACCGGGUUUCAUUAAACCCAGCAACUCCCCGUGGGGUGCACCCGUCCUCUUUGCUCGCAAAGCGGACGGAACUCUCCGUUUCUGCAUCGGCUAUCGCGGUCUCAACCGCUACACGGUUAAGAACAACUACCCCAUACCUCGUUCCGAUGAGCUGUUCGAUCGCCUAGCAGGCAACCGCUUCUUUACGAAGAUUGAUCUUCGUAGCGGUUACCAUCAGAUCCGUGUCGCUGCAGCCGACCAGCCGAAGACCGCGUUCCGAUCGCAAUUCGGCCACUACGAGUUCAAAGUGAUGCCAUUCGGCGUCACUAAUGCCCCCGCUACCUUUCAGAGGGCGAUGAACGACAUCUUCAGGGACAUCCUGGAGCAACAUGGCUUCUACGCCAGGCUGAGCAAGUGCCGCUUUGCCCAGCACAAAGUGGAUUUCUUAGGACACUACGUGUCUGACCAGGGUCUCCACAUGGACGAUGCGAAGAUCACUGCUAUUGCGGAGUGGCCCGCUCCCACAUCCGCCAAGCAGCUUUGCAGCUUCCUAGCCCUGACCAGUUACCACAGUAGCUUCAUCCGGGGAUACGCUAGGUAUUCCUACGUCCUUACCUCCACCCUCCUCCGGAAGAACCCACCCUGGGCUUGGGCACCCCUCCACGAGGACGCCUUCCGCGCCCUCAAGAAGGCGGUGACAUGCGCACCGGUUCUUCACCUACCCGAUUUUGACCGCCCUUUUAUCCUUACCACCGAUGCGUCAGACUUCGCUGUAGGAGCAGUGCUUUCUCAGGUCUUCCCCUCCUCUCCUGAUUCCUCUCAUCCUCGUAUCCCUCGCUUCCCAUCACCUACCCCUACCAUUGCUUCCCGACUGACGCCUACUCGUCCAGCUACUGACGAGCCUUCUAUUGACUAUUCUCCUACCAUCGCCGAGGACGGCACUAUCGAGUCUCGCUCAGGUGAUUGUCCGAUAGCCUUCUACUCCCGUCAGCUCCUUCCCGCCGAGAUAAACUACACUGCUGAUGAACGUGAGGUUCUCGCAGUAGUUUAUACCGCUCGGCACUGGCGUCACUACCUGCACGGGGCACCAUUCACGGUGCGCACGGACAACUCUGUUGUCCAGGCUUUUCUGACAAAGCCGAAGCUCACUCCUCGACAGGCUCGCUGGUGGCGCGACCUAUCCGAGUUUAGUUUCACCACUGAACACAUCAAGGGUGAGACUAAUCGGGUCGCAGAUGCCCUAUCCCGGCUGCACGUGAGGUCGCCGUUUGACCGAGUCGUGCGUGACCACGGCUUACCUCUGAGCAUCAUAUCUGAUCGUGACCCGCACUUUACCAGCCGAUUCUGGCGACGGCUCCACGAGGUAUACGGCACUCAGCUCCGCUUCUCCUCGUCUUACCAUCCUCAGACUGAUGGUCAGACCGAGAUCACGAACAGGACUCUCAGAGAUAUUCUUCGAAAGAUUGUUCGUGACGACCAGCAGUGGGAUCUUCAUCUUGCCCACGCGGAGAUAGCCUACAACCACGCCGUCUCGCCAGACAUGGGGAUGUCGCCUUACUAUUGCGACCUCGGCUAUCACCCUUGCAUUCCCGCGGACUUCCUUCGACCGUCCCAACUGCACCCCGACAUGAGUUGUCCCGCGCUGGACAAUUGGGUUGCACACGUGACGUCGAUCAUGAAGAUCGCACAUAAGCACAUAGCCGCUUCCCAGACUCGCAUGGCAGCACGUGCGAACCGAUCGAGGAUGGAUCAUUCAUUCAAAGUCGCUGAUGAUGUGCUUAUCGACGCCCGCCACUUACAGCUCGAAGCGGACACACUUCGCAAGUUUCGGCGUCGCUUCUUUGGCCCAUGCCGCAUCCUCUUGGCCGUCGGUUCUGAUACGGCAUCUAGCCCGGUUAGCUUCCGUGUGAAGCUGCCCGACUACCUACGCCAGGCUCGUGUGCACGAUGUCUACCACGUCUCGUUACUGCGUCCUUACGGCAGACUGUCUGAGCGUUUCGCUAGACGACCAUACGAGCGCCUUCCACCCAUCAUGGUGGACAGUUACGAGGAGUUCCUCGUUUCAGACAYCAUUGGUCGCCGAGUCACCGACGACAAACCUCCCCACGUCGAGUAUCUCGUACGUUGGAAGGRUUACCCUSAUGAGGAGGCUACCUGGGAGCCCCUCGAGCACUUGCAGCACGCUCGCAUGUUGGUGCGUGCCUAUGACCGUGCUCGUCGUGCUGGGUUCACUGCUCCUCCUCAGCCCACUGACCCUCCUCCUUCUCCUCCGGCUGAGGAGACCGCUGAAGUCGAGCCUGCUCCAUCUGAGGCAACCCUUCAGCAGCAGCCGGAUGCUUCUGAGCGUCCACAGCGCACUCGUCGUCGUCCUGCUCGAUACGACGAUUAACUCUGACUUACCUUCCCACGUCUUUGACUUCUCAGUACUCCAUCCACAUCAGUUUUGCUACUUCAGCUCGUCGACG
Molecule: messenger RNA, 2637 nt
Organism: Chara braunii
Lineage: Eukaryota; Viridiplantae; Streptophyta; Charophyceae; Charales; Characeae
Source: the annotation of a GenBank genome assembly